UUUUUUUUGGCGGUGGACAUGCUGAUCGUUUUAAAUAUUUAAUUUAAAACCGUCCAUCAGUUAAAUAGUUUGAAAUUUGAAUUAUGUUGAAUACACAGUUGGUUUCACUAGGAUGGGCGUUAAGUAUCUAUGGAAUUUAUUGACCCCGUACUGCGAAAAGAAGCCACUGUUUGAACUAAACAAUACAGCCGUCGCCAUCGAUCUUUCCGGAUGGGUGUGCGAAAGUUUGAACGUUGUUGACUAUUUUGUCCACCCGAGGUUCUAUUUAAGGAAUCUUUUUUUCCGCACGUGUUACCUUCUUCAAACGGGUAUUAUACCGGUGUUCGUUCUCGAAGGUUCGGCCCCGCCUCUUAAAUAUGGGGUCAUCAUCGCUCGAAACCACCUGCAGUUCCGUGGAGCUCGGCCCAGGAAAACGGCGAACUGUGACAGCGAAGAGAAGGGUGCCAAAAAACCACCAGGUACAGCUUCACAAACCGACAAGGGGCGAACGGAGCAAAAGCGUAACCGAUUUCACCAUGUGCUGAAGCAGUGUGAAGAACUGCUGAGUGCAAUGGGAAUUGUUUGCGUACAAGCUCCCGGUGAAGCGGAAGCUUUGUGUGCUUAUUUGAAUCACGAUAAUCUGGUGGCCGGUGUAAUCAGCCAGGAUUCAGAUUGUUUCGCUUAUGGAGCCGAGCGCGUAUAUAGAAAUUUUUGCGCUUCGCAAAACGGUGGUUCCGUGGAUAUUUACGAUCUGAAAAACGUACGACGGGUCAUGGAUUUGGGACAAGAAAAGAUCGUGACCAUGGCUAUUCUUUCGGGCUGCGAUUACAAUCCGGCCGGUGUUGUGGGUGUAGGGCGAGAAAUGGUUAAUCGAUUUUUGGGUUGCUAUUCGAGCGACGCAAUUCUAAAUAGGAUUCGAUCCUGGCGAGAUAAGGCUGAUAGGCUCACAGAUUUAGAAUUGAAGGUGGAAGAUAAAAACGUGUGCGCUGACUGUGGCCAUCAGGGAAAAGUAAUGGUACAUCGUCGAAACGGAUGUCAGGAUUGUCGUUCUCAGAUUGGAUGCGAUGAAAAGCUGUGGAGGGAAAAAAGAAACGGUAUAAAGGCUGAGUUGGAUAUAAGACGUAAGGCUCUGGUCGACCCUCAGUUUCCUCCGGAGGCUAUCAUCGACGAGUUUACUGUACGGAAUUGUGAACUUCCCGCUCUUGAUUUGGAAUGGAAACAGCCAAAUUUGGUUAAGUUCAUUCGCAACAUAUCCAAUCUUCUCCAAUGGAACGAAAUACACAGCUUUCAAAAACUUUUACCCUUGUUCACUAGAUGGCAAACGCUAAAUCUUAGCUCCGACCCAUUCAAACCUUUGAAAAUCAAUUUACAUCCAGAUUAUAUAAAGAAAAAACGUUCUCCCAAGGGUGUGGCCAGUUACGAAAUAGUCUGGCUUGAUAAGGAUUCCAUUUUUACCGGUCUUAUUCCAGAUGAACAACUCGAACAAUUUCUCGAUGAACCUGGGAACACAGUGGAAACUUUAUGGAGCACCAUCGAACCACAAAAUCUGGUCGACAAAGCCUAUUCUCACAUUGUGGAAAAGUUUACCGCGUCUAAAGCGAAACCGAAAAAGAGGACGAAACGUACUCAAGCCUCUCAAGACUCAAAUCAGCCUUCGCAAGAAGUGAGCGUAAAUCGAAAACCGAAAGCGAGAAAACCUAAAGAUCCUAAACAAAAACGUUUGGAAGAAUUCCUUAGUGUUAUCAGUGGAGAUGUGGAAACGGAUGGAGUUCAGGGCGAUGAAGAAAAUGGUUGUAGGAAAACACUUCUGCAGGAUUUGUCUAUUCAUUUAAAGGACGAUAAGCCAGCGGAACACUUUGCGUCUGUUGAUAUGUCUGUAGAUUCAAUAGACUUGGAUCAGAUUAUCAAUGAUCCUGUUGAUGAUAGCAGUUAUAUGAACAUUUCCGAUAUUAUCGACCGCGUAUGUGCCCCAACGUAUGGUCGCACACGUUCAGAACAAGAGCCCGCAAUUCAACAAAUAGCAGCUGAAAUGAUGUCAAUGAGCAUAGUAAUGAAUGAAGACUUAAAUGAUGAUUCACUUGGUUACAAUGGCACUCUGGAACCGCCGAUGGAACAAAGACUUCUACUGAAACAGGAUGUACUGAAUGCAACAAUGGAUGCGGCUAACCAGUCGCUCUUAAAUGGAUCCAUUCGUGCACCGAGAAAACGCAAAAGUUUCUUUUUUGAACCAAUUACUGCCGACACUGAAGAGAUGGAUAUGUUCGAGUGCUCGCUUAUGCUGAAAGAUCGUAUAGUUAUUCCCGUAGCUGAAAUGGAUCAAACAAUUGUUUGGUUUUUAGCCAUGUAUACAUGUUCGUUGCUUUUGGUUCUGUAAUACUGAUAUUACCUACCUAUCUUGUAAAUUGUUUUUCGAAUGCCUAUAAAAGCUAAAUAAGUCUAAAAAACGCAGCAAAUUUAGUAUACUUAUUGGGUUAUAUUAUAACCCUAGAGGGGAUUGUUCCUAGCUUUGAGUAAAGUUGG
This is a messenger RNA of Uranotaenia lowii, 2499 nucleotides long. It is a transcript of the gene Gen, whose product is annotated as flap endonuclease GEN. Bases 113 to 2353 code for a protein of 746 amino acids. NCBI's taxonomy places the organism in Eukaryota, Metazoa, Arthropoda, Insecta, Diptera, Culicidae. Gene Ontology annotation, molecular function: four-way junction DNA binding; 5'-flap endonuclease activity. The record is from RefSeq and is a predicted model, not a curated record. The transcript is spliced from 5 exons.